Messenger RNA from Camellia sinensis, 5362 nucleotides. The record is from RefSeq and is a predicted model, not a curated record. NCBI's taxonomy places the organism in Eukaryota, Viridiplantae, Streptophyta, Magnoliopsida, Ericales, Theaceae.
UGGGCUCACGCGCCCAUAACACCUCUAUCUCGACCUCUCUGCUUUCUCAGUGUUGUGCCCGAACUCUCUCUGUCUCGCUGUCUGUCAUCGUUCUCACCAUUCGAGAUUCCGACUACCUCUCCGAAUCAUUCGAGUCUAUCACCACCUCUCUCUCUCCUCCCAAACGACGCCGGAAACUUGUACUGUGGAAAGGACUGUCAUCGUGCUCGGUGGUCAGCGGGAUACUCCUCUCAUUCGAGCGACUCUCACAGCCGAUUAUCUCCCUGCCGGAUUACUGACCAGAAUACAUUCGAAUCUCAGGUAGGUUUAAAUUUUAAUCCAAACCUGACUUGGUCAAUGCUGAUUCGAAGCUAGGGAGGUCUAGGGCUGAGUUCAUUUAUUGCCCAGCCACAUAGAGAGAGAAAAGCCAAAAAGAAGAAAAGGGGUUGCAGUGGCAGCCAUGGGAGGAGGAUUGCAGGGGUCAUGGCAUGUAGAAGCGGUGGCGGCAAACGAUGGUGACUAGAGGUUGUUUCUCCGGCGACUUUUCUUGAGUUUCCGGUGACUUCCUGUUGAUUUUCUGAGGGUGGCUAGUAGUCAUUUGAUUGUUGUCACUUUUGGGGGGUCUAAACUUCUUGAAGCCUUAGCUGUUACUGUGUAUCCUUUGUUCAAGAUGUCCUCACCUUCAAAGGCACUAUCAACUGAAGUUGGGAACCUCAGUCAUCAAAAUUGUUUCCCUGUGGAUCCAAGCUUAUCCAAUUGCAGUGAAAGCCAUUUGGAACAUGAGGAUGUGGAAGAGAGUGAGGAAGAGGAAGAGGAUGUAGAUUUUAACCCCUUUUUAAAAGAAUCCCCAUCUCUGGAAGCUUCUUCAAGCCUGAGCUCUGAAAUUGAAGUUUUCGAUGCUGAUAUUGCUGACAGCAUGGGAAACACAUUUGUAGCCUUGGCUAUUAAUUUUUCAUCAAUACCACCUGGUCAGGUGCAAGACUAUGCCCUUGGAGAUUCAGAGCAUGGUGAGGAGAUUGUGAUGCAAACUGCCAUUUCAUCUGGAGAAACAGGUGAAAAAGAAUCAGAAAAAUCAUGUCCCACAAGAUUCAAGAAGAGAAAAGCAGUUUUGAUAUCUCAGCCUGAAAAUAGAACAAUUCAUAGAAAGGAGAAUGAUUCAGGCAGUGGAAUUGAUAUUGUUAAUGAUGUUAUCGUUGGAGAUAUAACAUAUUCUAGAGAGCCAAUUAUGGAUAUAGAUGAUGAGGAUGCCAUCUGCAAGCGCACGAGGGCCCGCUAUUCACUUGCUAGUUUUACACUUGAUGAACUUGAGACUUUUCUUCAAGAAACAGAUGAUGAUGAUGAUCUUCAAAAUGUCGAUGACGAAGAAGAGUAUAGGAAAUUUCUCACAGCUGUUUUGCAGGGUGGAGAUGGUGAUAGUCAGGUUAGUCAAGGAAAUGAAAUUGUUGAUGAUGAAGAUGAAGAAAAUGAUGCUGACUUUGAAAUAGAAAUUGAAGAGGCGCUUGAGAGUGACCUUGAUGAAAACACAAGGGGUGACAACCAAGAAGAGCGUGAGGCAGCUGGUCGACGCCCUGAGACUAGGCAAAAUAGACGCCGAAAAGCAUCUGUCCAACAGAAAAAUAGGCUUUUGGGACAGGGAAAUAGGCCAUUGCGCCCGCUCUUACCCAAUGCACCUAUUUCAACUUUCCCUGUGUUAGCACCUGAGACUGCUCAACGUUGUUUGUCUUUCUCAGGACAUGAUGGUUUUAUAAAUGGAUUUACUGCACAUCAACUGGGCCAGUUGCAUUGUUUAAUACACGAGCAUGUGCAACUUCUUAUUCAGGUGUUUUCUCUUUGCGUUCUUGAGCCUUCUCGACACCACAUUGCCUCCCAAGUUCAGGAAUUGAUUUCAGAGAUGCUUCACAAACGUGAUCAAGUAAUGUCAUGGAGAAGGGUGCCGUAUCCUUGUUUUUGCUUUUGCCCUCCAUAUAUUCAUCCAUCAGUGCGACAAGGAAUUUCCAAAUCAUUAACAGCACCAUGCACCUCUGGGUCAGCCUGUUCCUUUGAUGAGCAGAGAGAUUGCUCCUCUGGAACUAACAGAGGGCCGCUUCCUGACGUAAUUUCUCCUUCUAAAGAAAUACCUCGAAAUGGUUUUAAUGGACAAGAGGGUCACUUUCAAACUUCUGAUAGAGCUUUGUGGGCCCCGUUUGUAAAUGUGCCCAUCCUAUCUGUUCUGGAUGUAGCUCCGCUUAAUUUGGUUGGAAAAUAUAUGGAUGACGUGUCUAUCGCUGUGCAAAGGUAUCAGAGGCUACAUAUCCAAGCUGAUUGUGAUACUCGUUUUAAAAAGGAACCCCUGUUCCCCUUUCACAGUUCUGAGUCUCUUGCUGAAGAUAAUGCCGAAGUUCUAAGAGGGACCACUCUGCCAAUUGCAAAGGUGCCGCCAUAUUCUGCUGGUGUUCAACCACCUAAAAAGACAUUGGCUGCUGCACUUGUUGAAAGGACCAAGAAACAAUCAAUUGCUCUAGUUCCGAAGGAAAUUGUUGAGUUAUCACAAAGAUUCUUUCCACUGUUUAAUCCAGACCUAUUUCCACAUAAGCCACCCCCGGCACCUGUUGCAAACAGGGUUCUUUUCACAGAUGCAGAAGAUGAAUUACUGGCAUUGGGGUUGAUGGAAUAUAAUACAGAUUGGAAAGCAAUUCAACAACGAUUUCUUCCUUGUAAAACUAAGCACCAGAUUUUUGUUCGACAGAAAAACCGUUCAUCUUCUAAAGCACCAGAAAAUCCAAUCAAGGCAGUUCGUAGAAUGAAAAGCUCCCCCUUGACUGCAGAAGAGAUAGCACGUGUUCAAGAGGGACUAAAGGUUUUUAAGCUUGACUGGAUGUCUGUGUGGAAAUUUGUUGUCCCAUAUCGAGAUCCGUCCUUACUACCCCGACAGUGGCGCAUUGCUACUGGAACUCAGAAGUCAUAUAAAACAACUGCAGAUAAAAAGGAGAAGCGAAGGUUAUAUGAAUCAAAUAGAAGAAAGUGCAAACCUGCGGCUUCGCCAAGUUGGCAAACUUCAUCUGAAAAAGAGGAUUGUCAAACUGAUAAUGCUGGUGGGGAAAAUAAUAGCGGAGAUGAUUGCUUGGAUAAUGAAGAUGAAACUUAUGUUCAUGAGGCAUUUUUGGCAGAUUGGAGGCCUGGUACCUCCUUUCCCUUUCCCUCUAGGCUUCCUUCCUCAAAUCAUAGAGAAAGAAGCCAACCUAGUGAUUUAUUGUCACAAGGGGGUCCUCGUGUCAUGGUACAAACAAAUAAUAGUGGCUCUGGAGGAUCUCAACCCCAAAUUGGUCUCAAGUUUCCAGCUCAUUUAACCCAUAGUAGACACUAUGCAGCUGUUGGUGAGCCAAAUCGUGCUGUUUCUGAUACGACUUUGAGGCCUCCCAAAUCUCAGUUCUGCUCCCGGCCAUAUCGAUCUCGUAGAACAAACAGUGCUCACUUAGUACAGUUAGCUCCAGAUUUGCCUCCUGUAAAUCUUCCACCAUCUGUCUGCGUAAUGUCUCAGUCUGCUUUUAAAAGUUAUCGGGGUGGAGCAUCUACUAAGGUUCCAGCUGCUGAAACUGAAAAAGUAGUUUCGCCACUUAUUCGUGUUGCAAAUUCAGGAAGCAGCCAUCCAAUAAAAUCUACAGAGAACAAAAGCAAUGCUAAUCAGCAUCAACAGGAAGCUUUUGUCCUUAGAGAUAGAUGUGUUGAAGGAGAUAAAGGUGACUCAGAUCUACAGAUGCAUCCUUUACUAUUCAAAUCCUCUGGAGAUGGCCAUAUGCCAUAUUACCAAUUAAACUGCUAUAAUAGCACUUCAAGUUCUUUCAAUUUCUUUUCACGAUUCCAGCCUCAGUUAAAUCUCAGUCUCUUAUAUAAUCCUCACCACCAAGCAAACCAAGCAGUUAAUCAUUUUGAUAAAUCUUCAAUGUCGAAGGAAACAACUUCUCCGGCUGGUGGUAUUGACUUCCAUCCGCUUCUGCAAAAAGUCAAUGAUGCAAAUGGUGAUUCAGUAACUGCACACUCAGUUGCCGAUCUAUCUGUUAAUUUGGAACCGUUAAGAAGCAGUAAUGCUCAGCUCCCAUUUAAUGCUGUCCAGUCUGAGUCACGGGCCACCAGCAAUCGAUCGGCUGCUUGUACUAAGUCAGGCAGUCCAAACGAAAAAGCUAGUGAACUAGACUUGGACAUUCACCUAAGUUUUUCAUCCAGAAAGGAGAAAGCUAUAGGAAGUAGAGAUGUUAACAAACUCAGCUCAACAACAUCGAACUUAACUGUUCGAGGUUCUGGAACUGCCAUGGAAACUCAAGCCACGAAAAGUUCAUGUCAUCAGCGAAGUGAAUAUUCAGGUGCCCAUUUAUUUGUUGAAUCAAGCAAUAAUACUUCUAUGACUGACAUUAACAAUGAAGGCGACCGGUCUCUUCCAGAAAUUGUGAUGGAACAGGAAGAGUUAAGUGACUCUGAGGAAGAAAUUGGAGAACAUGUAGAGUUCGAGUGUGAGGAGAUGGAUGACUCCGAAGGAGAUGGAGUAUCUGACUCUGAGCAGAUCAUGGACAUACAAAAUAAGGAGGUCCCAAAUACCACAAGAGAAACAAUUGAGAGAGAUUCAGAUUUUGAUGAUCAACAGUGCGGAGCAAAAGCCCAAGGGAAGGAAAAGCCUAGUCCUUUAGUCUUGAGUUUGAGUUCUUGUGCUCCACCGGGAUGUCCUCCACAUAAUAAAAUGAAAGCAAAGACUACAGAGAGUACAGGCACAGAAGGUUCUGCUGGCAAAAAUCACCAUCCUCCAUCUCGCUCCAACAGAUCUUGCAAGAAACCGUUAUCACGUACAAAACACAUUGCAGCACAGAGACAGGCCAUGGACACACCACAACAGCAAGUGAAAAGAAUGGAAUCGGGUUCUUUUGGUGCUGUAACCCCAUUAAAGGGGUCCAAAAACAGCACAAGCAAGAGUAAUUUGGGUUUAAUUAUGGGUCGAGCUAGAAAAAGAGAUUCAAAUGUAAAUAAUACUGGUGCGACUGUUGAAAACUCUGGUAGUGCUUAAUAGGUGGUAGUUUUGGUCGAGUAGAGCCUAAGAUGGCUGUUGGAUGGUGAUUUGCAUGUUAGCACCUCUACUUGAGUAGCGAAUGACAAGGUGGAAUCCGCUCGCAGGGGAGGUCAAGAAAAGCUCUCCAUGAGGAGGUUUGUUCAUUUUUUUGUUUUUUUUUUUUUCUUGUUGUAAAUAUUAUGUGGACAAAUAUUUUAUGUAGAGAGCUGUUUUUACCAGAAGUACAUUCUUCCGUGGCUUGAUGUGUCAACGGGACUUUUUGCUCAUCCCAAAGAAUGAAUUCUGAGCUAUAGAGAGUCCCCAACACAUUUCAUACAUUCUAAAUGAAGGUGAAAUGGCCAAAUUGAAAUU